Branchiostoma belcheri (Belcher's lancelet) is the source of this 892-nucleotide messenger RNA. RefSeq lists its product as uncharacterized. The record is from RefSeq and is a predicted model, not a curated record. The coding region runs from base 1 to 714 and encodes 237 amino acids. The transcript is spliced from 9 exons. Lineage: Eukaryota; Metazoa; Chordata; Leptocardii; Amphioxiformes; Branchiostomatidae.
AUGAGACUGGCAAACCGCAGCAUUGAUGAGUUGAACGAUGCCAACGACAAACUGGAAGAAGAGCUGGAAGGGUUACAGACGAGCACCAAGACCAUUGCUGAGCUGAAUGCUGUUAAUGACCAACUGACAGCAGAGAUUCAAGAGUUACAAACCUUACAAGCUGAUCUGAACACCCGGCCCAACUCAGGACGUAACCUUACUGCAACCCAACCCCACAUAGUGUGUUUCAUGCCUGACCAAGCUUCCACAAGGUCCAACCUGGCCAUCACCGAACCCAACCUUGUGUGGUUGGAACCAGACAACGUUUUACCUAGGAAAGUGGAGAACCUGGAGAAAGAGCUUAAGAGGUUAACGGAGUCCAAAGACAAGGAAGAGUCUUGUAACAAAAGGCUACUUGGGGAACUGGAGGAAGCAGACAUAAAAUUGGCAAGGACAGAGCUCGAGAUUGAAGACUUAAAGUGCAAAUUGGCGAUUCUUGAGUCAGGCGGCUUCUGGUGGCACGGACCUGCGCAUGCGGAUUCGGAGAGUGAUACUGAGUCUAUCUGUUCCACUGACAGCCUAGACGACGGCUUUCUAUCCGGGACCAACAAACCAGACAACGUCAGAAGUACCAGGAGUAUUGCAGUAGGUACAGAGGACAACGAGACGGACAGCUUCGAACAUCAAGCCAUGAUCAAAUGUCAAUCUGAAAUGGAAGCUGCAAACAUAAAGUAAGAGCUGCUGUUAAAAACUUUGGAAGGCUUCGUUGCCAAAAGUUCUGUGUGGCAAACUGUUUGAUAUUAGGCCAGUCUUUAUGUCAUUUCCUUGGUUUUCUGACAUUUAAAAAAAUAGCAAGUGGUCAAGAUGAAAUCAGAGCACUGGAGUGAAAGAUUGAAUCUGUUUGUACAUCUGA